GGGGGCGGGAGCGGCGCGCGGGGCGCGGGAGGUUUGGAGCCAGGUCCCAGCGGCGGGCGGCUGCGCAUCCCGCAGCCAUGGAGGACUACGAGCUGGAGCUGUACGGCGUCGAGGACGAUUUCGACAGCCAAUUCGCGGCCGAGCUCGAGGUGCUGGCCGAGCUGGAAGGGACUGCCGCCCUGUCGCCUUCCAGGGACCCCCGGCCCACUGUGGGUCGGCCCCGCCUGACGUUCGAGGAGGCAAUUGCUGGAGGGGACGCUGCCAUUCACUGUUCUCCAGGCGGACCUCCAAGGAACAGCAAGGGCAGUGUCAGGAAGAGGCAUCUGGCUCCUGACAUCCAGGGCGACAGAUCCCUGCCCCCUACUCCCCACAUCAAACGGUCCAGACUGCAGGCUGUCAGGAGACUGAACUUUAGGUCGGAGGAGAUGGAAGAGAUGACACCUCCUGAUUCCCCGACUCUGGACAUCACUCCCCCACCAAGUCCCGAGAUACCUGAUGAGCUGUUGGGCGAAGGGCCCUUAGACUCUGGGGCUGAUGCGGGUCUCACUCAGGCCUCGCUAGCCACCCGCAAUCCUGUUUUGCGGCGGCCCCCAGUCUUGGAAGACUACGUCAAUGUGACCUCCACGGGCGGCGACCGGGCCUUUCUGGUGCUUCGGGCUGACCCAGUGGGCACUGGGGUGCAGAGCCCUUUCCGUGACAUCCGGUGGCGUGGCCGUGGCCAGUUGGACCUGCUGGGCAUGCCCUUCGCCUCCCUGAAGGAGAAGGUCGACAGCGAGCGGCGGCAGCGACUGCUGGAAGAGGCCCAGCGGCUCUCAGACAUGCUGUGCAGUCUCAGGUCACAGGAGAUGGAGGAGGAGACCCAGCCCUCAGAGGCGCCUGAGGAGGAGCCAGCUGACAGCCAAGAUGCCUCCCAGCAUUGCCUCUGGGUGGAUGAGUUUGCACCACAGCGCUAUACGGAGCUGCUCAGUGAUGACUUCACUAACCGCUGCCUUCUCAAGUGGCUGAAGCUGUGGGACCUAGUGGUGUUUGGCCGAGAGAAGCCUGUCCGGAAGCCUAGGCCCAGUGCAGAACCGGCUCGUGGUGGCAAGGAGGCCACAGCUUCCAGCAAGUGGAAAAGCCACGAACAAGUUCUCGAGGAGAUGCUGGAGGCUGAGCUGGACCCAAGUGGGCGGCCCCGGCAGAAGGUGGCACUGCUGUGUGGGCCCCCAGGGCUGGGCAAGACCACCCUGGCCCACGUGAUUGCGCGGCACGCUGGGUACUGCGUGGUGGAGAUGAAUGCGAGUGAUGACCGCAGCCCUGAAGCCUUCCGCACGCGCAUCGAGGCGGCCACGCAGAUGGAGUCCGUCCUGGGUGCUGGUGGGAGACCCAACUGCCUGGUCAUCGACGAGAUCGAUGGGGCCCCCACGGCUGCCAUUAAUGUUCUCCUGAGUGUCUUGGAUCGCAAGGGCCCACAGCAGGCAGGGCCAGGGGGCCCAUCUGUGCCCACAGGCGGGGGGCGGCGGCGCCGGGCAGAGGCGGGGCUCCUGAUGAGGCCCAUUAUCUGCAUCUGCAACGACCCGUUCGCGCCCUCUCUCCGGCAGCUGAAGCAGCAGGCCCUCCUGCUACAUUUCCCGCCCACGCUGCCCUCCAGGCUCAUGCAGCGGCUCCAGGAGAUCUCCCUGCGGCGGGGCAUGCGGGCUGACCCUGGCGCUCUGGCGGCCCUCUGUGAGAAGACGGACAACGACAUCCGCGCCUGCAUCAACGCCCUGCAGUUCCUGCACAGGCGGGGCCAGCGGGAGCUGAGCGUUCAGGCCGUUCAGAGCACGCGCAUUGGCCUGAAGGAUCAGCGGAAGGGGCUCUUUUCUGUGUGGCAGGAGGUCUUCCAGCUGCCCCGGGCCCAGAGGCGCCGUGUGGGUCAGGACUCAACCCUGCCCACUCACAUGCUCCUGCUCGGGGACCAGCUCUCGGGCUCGGGGCCCCUCGCUGCCGAGGCGCCCCUGACCACAGCCGCGCAGCGUUUCUACCACAUCUUGCACAUGGCCGCAUCUGCAGGCGAGCACGAGAAGGUGGUCCAGGAGGUGACUGGGUCAGACGAGUGGGGGCAGCAGGCUAGGCCUUUCUGGCCCCCUCAUGGCCCUGUGGCCACUCGCUGCAGCUUACAGGGCCUGUUCGACAACUUCCUGCGGAUGAGGCUACGGGACUCCAGCCUGGGCGCCGUGUGCACUGCCCUUGACUGGCUGGCCUUUGACGACCUGCUGGGCCGGGCCGCCCUCCACGGCCAGAGCUUCCAGCUGAUGCGCUACCUGCCCUUCCUGCUCCCGGCCUUCCACCUCCUCUUCGCUUCCAGCCACGUGCCACGGAUCACCUUCCCCAGCAGCCAGCAGGAGGCCCAGAAUCGCAUGAACCAGACACAGAACCUGAUCCAGACGCUGGUGUCGGGCAUCACGCCAGCCACCCGCAGCCGGGCUGCACCGCAGGCACUCAUCCUAGACACCCUCUGUCUGCUUCUGGACAUCCUCACGCCCAAGCUGCGCCCAGUGAGCACGCAGCUGUACAGCGCCCGAGAGAAGCAGCAGCUGGCCAGCCUGGUAGGCACCAUGCUCGCCUACAGCCUCACCUACCGCCAGGACCGCACGCCCGACGGGCAGUACAUCUACAGGCUGGAGCCGAAUGUGGAGGAGGUUUGCCGCUUUCCCGAGCUGCCCGCCCGCAAGCCCCUCACCUACCAGGCCAAGCAGCUCAUUGCCCGCGAGGUGGAAGUGGAGAAGAUGCGGAGGAUGGAGGCCUUGGCUCGGGCCAGAGAUGGCCCCCAGGUGGAUGGGGGUCCCCCGGGGGGCUCGGGGGAGAAGGAGCUGCAGCCACCUGCCCCAUGCAACCACAAGCAGCGGCUGGAGUGUAUCCUGAAGAGAGCCGCCCUGGAGGAACAGCCUGAGAGGGACUUCUUCGGUCGUGUGGUUGUCAAGAGAGCAGCAGCCCCGAGCACAGGGCACGAGGCCCCAGAGACUGACACAGCUGAGCGGCGUGUGGGCACUGCAGUGGGCAGGAGUGACGUGUGGUUCCGCUUCAAGGAGGGCGUCUCCAAUGCUGUGCGGCGCAGCCUGUACAUCAGAGACUUGCUCUAGGGGGCAUGGUGAGCCCCUGGAGCCUGGGCGGCCACCCUGGGCUGUACUGGACACCCCGACCCAUGCUGGACGUCCCCAGGGCGUAUGCUGGACACCCUAGUCCGUUGGACCCUCUGGGGUCACGCUAGACACCCUGGACUACACCAGAUAUCCCCUGAUACACACCGGCUACCUAGGUGUUGCUUUCUCUCUCCUAGAAAGUGUACAAAAGCACCAGCAUUCUCGCAAAGUCUUUAUAAAACUCACACCUUUA
Bubalus bubalis (water buffalo) is the source of this 3354-nucleotide messenger RNA. RefSeq names its product chromosome transmission fidelity factor 18 (gene CHTF18). Gene Ontology annotation, molecular function: ATP binding; ATP hydrolysis activity; single-stranded DNA helicase activity. The transcript is spliced from 23 exons. The record is from RefSeq and is a predicted model, not a curated record. Bases 78 to 3101 code for a protein of 1007 amino acids. NCBI's taxonomy places the organism in Eukaryota, Metazoa, Chordata, Mammalia, Artiodactyla, Bovidae. Gene Ontology annotation, cellular component: nucleus.